This is a messenger RNA of Enterobius vermicularis (human pinworm), 1538 nucleotides long. The record is from the annotation of a GenBank genome assembly. Lineage: Eukaryota; Metazoa; Nematoda; Chromadorea; Rhabditida; Oxyuridae.
AUGGCUAGCAGUGCUUCGAAAGAGCAAGAUGGUAUAUUUGUUGGGAAGCUGAUUGACUUCAGACCAAAGGGUAACAUUUCCCACGUCGUUUCAAGCAAUGGACAAGUGCUUUUAGCGACAAAUGCUCGAGAUAUUCUACAUAUAUCGGUUCAGAAUCUAAUGGCUUAUGCUUCAGAUAUCGCCUUACCUCUUUCAACCCAUGACCGAAUAGCUUAUGUACAUAUCGACGUAGCUGGAUAUCAUGCAAUUUUGAGUUCCACUAGUGGGGAGAAUUUUUAUGUCAAUUUGAAAAAUGAUCAGCAGAAGCCCUUCAAGCGGGCAAAGGGACAUGUUAUCACUGCGAUUGGCUGGAAUUCAUCUUUGGGCACUGAAUCAGAGACGGCUUUUAUCGCACUUGGAACAACUAAAGGUAGUUUGUAUGAAACUUCUAUUCAAUCUGGUGGGAGCGUUUUAUACAUGAAGGAGCUCAGCCAAUGUUUAACAGGUGUAAAAGAAUUGCCAAUCACAAAUGUAGAGUUGUUUCAGUGUGAUGACUCUAGAUGGGCGCUAUGUAUCUGCUUCCCAGGAAGAUUAUAUUGUUUAACAGCAGUCUUGAAUAAAAGUGAGCACUCAUAUUUCCAACCGGUCGUUGGCACUGUGUGGACUUCAGCUUUUGUCGAACAGUUCACUCCUACGCUUCAACCUUUCUUCUCGUGUGAAGAUCGAGUUUAUAAGCAAGUUUUUCUGAACUACUUUUUCACAUUUUCUGAUUUAACAAACGUAGUUGAAGAUAAAAUUCGUUUCCAUUGUAUGGACGACACUCAACGGACUCUGCCUAGUGGUUUUGCUAUCCACCCGAAGACAGUGAAUGGUACUCCACCAACUCAGUACUGCUGGUUGGGUGCACAUGGAUUUACAAUUGGAAAGAUCAAUAUAACCGCACAGGAUGGCUAUAGCAUGAUUAUAGAAGGGCCGCAUGUACAACAUCGAUUGGUUAACGGACGCUAUGACAACCCAUUGGAUAUUGCGGUGACAGAGUAUCACGUAUUGUUAUUAUACAGCGACCGCCUUGAAGCAGUAUCUCUGCUGAAUCAAAAAUGCGUUUAUGAGGAGCCUGUUGGGAUGCAUACUAGCCAAGUAAAGGGUAUGUUCCGAGAUCCGAUUACGGAAAUGAUUUGGGUGUACACUGACUCAUCAGUUUCGCGAUACCAGCCGAAUGAGGAAAACAGGAACGUUUGGGCAAUCUAUCUCGAACAAGGUGACUUCAAAAAGGCAAAAAAAAUUACUAGCCAACUUAAAGAUAAAGACCCUCAUCAACUCGUACUGAAGAAAGAGGCAGACAAACUUAUUGCUCAAAACAAUGACGCUAAAUAUAUACUAGUGACCAUUUACGUUGGUGCUGCUGAACUAUUAGCAGAGUCAACCGAGCCAUUCGAAAUAGCCGUAUCACGAUUUCUUUCCUCAGUUGACGACCGAAGAGAUGGUUUGAAACGGUUUUUAGAACUUCAGUUCGAAAAAUUGGCAGGAGAUGAUUCAAAGGUGAUAAGUCUUAUCUGAUG